GUAUCUUUCGCGUCUUCAUCGUUUGUUCGAAUCUCUUGUCUUGAUCAUGACUUCUCUUUCACAGCAACCAUCAUUACUUCUUUCUCUACCUCCAGAGCUCAUUCUCGAGUCUCUCGCUCAGGUAGACUAUACACCGGGUCAUCUCGAUCAACUCAGGCUCGUAUGCCAUGACUUCAACGACCUCCUACAGCAAUACGAGCACAGUCUAUCAUUAGAGAUCAUUCGUCUACAGUUCCCACUGAACAUUCUGGCCAAAUAUCCUGGUCUUCACACUCCUGGCUCAAGUCUCGGUUUCAAAACACUAGAUGAGCUAUACAUGCGAUUUAACACCUUGUUCCGGAUAGAGAGGAAUUGUCACAACAUCCGAAGACGAGAGGGUAAAGAAGCAGCUUGGAUGCGACCCGAAUGGGUAAAUUUGCAACAGGCAGGAAUGCACUUGCUAUACCGUAUUCAUGACUCUAAGAGCCACGAGAACAAAGCUCAAAUCAUCAAAUCACUACCCCCGACAUCCCUUGCAAUCCUCCUCCUAACUCUUCACCUCUGCGUCCACCAACUACGCUCUGACGGCCCUUGUAUCCUCAUACCAACCUCUCCCCUGCUUCAUGGCAUGCUACGCUUCGAAGUCGAACUCUGUACCCAAGAACUCAUCCUCCACCACGGUCCUAGCUACCAAGAUGCCCUCCUCUGUCACUGUCCCCACGCGAUAUCUCUCCUCGAAACAGAAGUCAGAAACAUGGAGACCAGACAAUUACCUUCUGAAGAUGGGAAAGAUGCACAAAGAACAUUAAUUGCAGAGUGCAGAUGCAGGCUAGCAGAGACUCUCGGGUCAGAUGUCGAGCACAACAGAAAGGACAUGUGGAGUAUACUAGAAAGGAUCGGAAGUUUGACCGAAGAGGACGUCGUCAAAAUCAUCAGAGGAGAAGAACUCAUCACCAGAAAACGACAAGAUUCCGGUGUUGGUCUAUAA
Messenger RNA from Aureobasidium pullulans EXF-150, 967 nucleotides. RefSeq lists its product as uncharacterized. Bases 47 to 967 code for a protein of 306 amino acids. The transcript is spliced from 2 exons. Lineage: Eukaryota; Fungi; Ascomycota; Dothideomycetes; Dothideales; Saccotheciaceae. The record is from RefSeq and is a predicted model, not a curated record.